Molecule: messenger RNA, 705 nt
Organism: Helianthus annuus (common sunflower)
Lineage: Eukaryota; Viridiplantae; Streptophyta; Magnoliopsida; Asterales; Asteraceae
Exons: 2
Coding region: 189-509 (106 amino acids)
Source: RefSeq, a predicted model, not a curated record
GACACGGUGUUGGCGGAGGUGACAGUCGACGACAGAAGUGGGAUAUCGGCUUUGGUUCGGGUUAUUUCAGUCUCGGAGUCUCGGUCCAACGGGUUCACGGUAAGCCCCGUUUUUUUUUCCUUUUGUCUCUUGUCUGUUUGGAUGGCAAAAGAUGAUAAUGAUGAUGUCAUUAUGUUGAUCUGCUGUUGAUGAGGAGCAUGACGAUGGUUAAUGGCAACAGUGGCGACUCGAUGGGAGAGAAAGGAGGUGUCGGCCACCCUACGCGGCGGCGGCCGGCGGUAACCGAAGAUGAUGGUGAUGGUUGGUUAGGUUCAAGUUCAAGUUCAAGUGACAUGGUUCAGCUACAGAUUGUUCAGGUGGUUCCGUUCACUCUUGGUUCAGAUUUGGUUCAGUCAAAGUUCAGUCAAAGCUGGUCAAACCUGGUCAACUCAGCGAGUCAACUCGGGUCAACGGACGGUCAAACGCGGUCAACACAAGGCCCGGUAAACUUUAAACGAAACACAUUUUAGUUUCGUUGUUUAUAUACAUUACACUUAACGCGAACCGAGCUCGAACCGUUAGCGAUUAGAUAACGUUUAUAUAGUAGUGAUUAUUUACGUUUUGGCGAAUGAUGAAAAUUAUAUAUAUAUCGUUUGUUGACAAUUGUUGAAUUUUUAACAAAAUAACGACAACUUGUGUUGUCGGGGUUAUUCGAAAAACAGAGGA